Carassius gibelio (silver crucian carp) is the source of this 6471-nucleotide messenger RNA. RefSeq names its product zinc finger, FYVE domain containing 16 (gene zfyve16). Bases 366 to 4535 code for a protein of 1389 amino acids. Gene Ontology annotation, biological process: endosomal transport. Lineage: Eukaryota; Metazoa; Chordata; Actinopteri; Cypriniformes; Cyprinidae. Gene Ontology annotation, cellular component: early endosome membrane. The record is from RefSeq and is a predicted model, not a curated record. Gene Ontology annotation, molecular function: metal ion binding. The transcript is spliced from 18 exons.
CCUUUAAACAGCGACUCUUGCGCCGGCUGGAAAUGGUCGCUUGCGCAGUCGACUGUGGAAUUUACUGAGGAAAAAGAAAACAUUAGCUAGCUGCUAACAGUGAAAUACACUAACAUUUUAGCCGAACACAGCCAACAAACGAAGACGACUGAACAUGACACAUAUUAAGGUAGCUAAUGAAGCGGAAAGAUGUCAUAAAAAAUAAUAUUCCAGUCACCUGGGUUGUAUUUAUGUUUGUGUGUGAUUAGACGCUAACAGCUAGAAGCUAGUUAGCAGAUCGCUAAGGAUAACUCAACAGCUAAUACAACUUUAUGAAAAAUAUUUCUCUGCAGGGGUAAGUGAGGCGUAUCGUACCCCGUCCUAGGAUGGACAGCUAUUUUAAGGCUGCUGUCUGUGACCUGGACAAGCUUUUGGAUGACUUUGAACUCAAUGCAGAGGAGCUUGAGAACAAGACCACCACUUUAACAAGCCCUCCUUCUCUGGACGCCACAAUCGUUCCUGGUCACCAUUUGGACGUUCAGAGCUUCAUACCAGAGCAACACACGGCCUCGCAAACACUCCCAGAUGUCAAUGCCCUGCACUAUGGACUUAAAUCACAAAGUAUUACCUUUAACCAGAAAGAUUCUUAUUCAAAUGAACGGCCGCUCACAGGUGUGGACCUCCUGUCCUCCGUUGAUAGCAGAGGCAUUAAAAGUUCGGCUCCUCCUUGUCCGGACCGCUCCUUGAAGCCGGUGUGUGAUCUGGUGAAUGAUACGGGUUCUGCAAACCUCCAGCAAGCUGAUAGUCAGGAGGACUUUAAAGAACAGGACGUUCCUGAGAAACAAACUAACGAGGAGCUGCUAGUGGAUUUCGAGAGUCCUGUAGUUUCUUGUCCAGAAGAUGCUUCCAACGCCGGUGAAUUACCAAAACAUGACUCUGAGGUUAACUACAACUCAUUCAGCCUGCUAGAUGUCAUAUUACCGACUGUUGGUGACCCUCAUGGAUUAAGUAGCAUCACUCCUUUGGAGUGCAGUCGAAUUGAAAGUCCUGAAGACUCAAACUCCAAUGAUCAGAACAGUUCUCCAUGUGAAGUCUCAGUAAACGAGGAAGUUAGUCAUUCAGAUCCUCAAGCUACAGAUGAAGCUGUUUCAGUAACCAGUAAAGAUCACGUUGUGUCGCUCCAGCCGGAUUUAUCAGAUACACAACUACCUGAAGAUCUCAGUGUUAAAACUCCAGAGGAUCCAGAUGGAAGUCCCUCCUUGGAGAAGGAAACUUCUCUGUCUUGCUUGCCGAUGGCUGUUUCUAUGUGUGGAUCCCUUGUGGCAUCUUUAGACCCACAGGCAGCAGUGAUUGAAACCAAAGAUGUGGCUGAACUGGAAAAAAAAUCAGCGAUUCAAGAGGCUGAAGAGUUAAUUCUUCCGUUAGAAGAACCCUCAACACCGUUCUCCUCCAAUAGACCUGAUUCCUCACCUGAAGAUGAACCUGAGCUUGUCCAAAUCAUGUCGAACACAGAAAGAGCGACUGCUGUCUCGGGCCAUUACCCUGAAAGAAACUUUAAGCGCAAUUUGUCACCGACAGAAAAACAGUUUCCUUCUCCGCCCUAUUCAGAGAGUCCAAAUUACUCCUACGAUUUAAGUAUCGCGAACGAUUACCUUCCUGAAAGCGACCAGACUGUGAUGAUGGUCACGGACGAGGAGCUGGACGCCUUUCUGAUGGGUCAGGGUGUGGAGAUCAACUCCGACGCAGAAAAAUUCGCAGAUGACGGCUUUUCAGAAUUGAACGAUAACGUGGAAGGCUUUUUAGACGAGGAGCUGCAGAGCUGCAAAGUUGAGACGUUUGCUUCUCCUGAGAGCGAUGGAUCACUUCAAUAUCUGGAGGAGAGCGAAGGUUCGAACGUUUCUUCCUCAUCUCAGGACAGCAGCCCGCUGAGGACAGACGCCACACAAACUAUUAGCCAUGAAACUGCAACCAGCCCUGUUGAGAUUCAGUCAGUUUGCACCCCUCACCAAGAGUCAAAUUAUGGCGGGGCGAGACCAAAGCAGUUGUCCAACCGAACCGCACGCGCACGGCCUCCAUCUGAAAGACACCGGACUAGUCAUGCUGAACCCAAUGUGUCAUGCCUUUCUUCAGAGAAUGGCUCACAGGUUUCUCCUUACCAAGAUGAAAAUAACUGUGAACCCCCUUCUUAUCAGCAAUAUGAUACCAGUUACAGCCACGAUGAGCUUUCAGAGCCUCCACCGUACCCAGGAGAGAGUCCUGAUCCACCAGGACACGAGGCCGAGGAUCUGGGGUCAAAGCAGCCUCCGUGGGUCCCGGACUCUGAGGCUCCUAACUGCAUGAACUGUGAGCAAAAGUUUACCUUUACCAAGAGGAGACACCAUUGCAGAGCAUGUGGGAAGGUGUACUGUGCAAACUGCUGCAACCGCAAAUGCAGACUGAAGUAUCUGGAUAAAGAGGCCAGGGUUUGUGUCAUCUGCCAUGCUACCAUACAGAAAGCUCAAGCCCAUGAGAGAAUGAUGAGCCCUACUGGGCCCAGUCCCAAUCCCAACAUCCCAUCAGAGUACUGCUCCACCAUACCACCCAUGCAGCAGGCCCGCGCCGCCGGCACCCUCAACUCUCCCCCACCCACCGUCAUGGUCCCCGUGUCUGUCCUCAAACACCCCGGUUUUCCACGUGAGCAGAAGCAUGUGUGGUUUGCUGAUGGUAUCCUGCCGAACGGUGAGGUCGCAGACACCACCAAACUCUGUGUACAGACCCGGAGAUCGUCUCAGGAGUCGAGUCCAGUAACACCAGACCCGCCGGGGCCUGAUGCUAUAUUGCCUGGUGAGUGUGGUGAGUGUGAUGAGAGCGCAGGAGGAAGUUCUGACAGCGCUGUGGAGGCGAGCCGUCCGCCCGUCAGAGGUCCGUGGGACUACGGCCUGCUCUGUGCGGUGGGCAGCUGUGUGCAGAGAGCGGUCAGUCUGGUGCCAGAGGAUGAUGAAGGUCUGCCUCCUCUGCUCAUUACCACAGGAGAGGAGGAAGAUGGGGAUGUAUUAGUUGAGGAACGUCCUGCUGCUUGCCAAAUAUUCCUGCUGUUGGAAGAGGGAGGCCCACAACCUCUGACCUUUGUGCUCAACGCCAAUUUACUGGUGAACGUCAAGAUCGUCACAUAUGUUGGGAAGAGGUGCUGGUGCCUGAGCUCUAAUGGUCUUCAGGGAGUGGGCCAGAAGGAGCUGGUGUUUAUAAUCGAGUGUCUCCCAGAGGAGAACAGCCUGCCUAGAGACGUAUUCAGUCUGUACAUUAGUUUAUACCAGGAUGCACAGAAAGGGAAGUUCAUCGAGCACCUUGGAAAUGUGACGUUCACUGACAGUUUCCUGGGCAGUAAAGAUCACGGGGGCGUCCUGUUCUUCACUCCAACCUUUCAGCCGCUGGAUGGUCUUGCUCUGCCGCAGGUCUCGUUCCUCUGCGGUGUUUUGAUCCAGAAACUAGAGGUUCCCUGGGCUAAAGUGUUUCCCCUCCGACUGCUGCUCGCUCUGGGGGUGCAAUACAAUGUGUAUCCCUGUACUUUGGUGAGCGUGCGUUUCCGUGACUCAGUUUUUAAAGAGACGGGACACACCAUCAUGAAUCUGCUUACAGAUCUGAGGAACUACCAGUACAGUUUACCGGUGGUGGAAAAUCUGCGCGUGCACAUGGAGAUGGGCAACAGCUACAUCGACAUUCCCAAGUCCAGGUUUAAUGAGAUGCUGAAGGUGGUGAACUCCUCUAAUGAGCACGUGAUCAGUUUCGGCGCCUGUUUCAGCACUGAGGCCGAUUCUCACCUGGUUUGCCUGCAGAACGAGGAUGGAAGCUACCAGACGCAAGCCAACAGUAAACCAGGAAAAACCAGGAGAGUGACUGGAGCUAGUUUUGUGGUUUUUAACGGUGCUCUGAAAGCCUCAUCAGGAUUCAUUGCCAAAUCCAGCAUUGUGGAAGAUGGGUUAAUGGUGCAAAUCCCUCCGGAGACCAUGGAGGGUUUGCGACAGGCCCUCAGGGACCAGACAGACUUCCAGAUCCCGUGUGGAAAAGCAGAUUCGGAAGAGACACGGGAAAACGUGAAUGUACGCUGGGUGGACUGGACCGCACCUGUCAACACUGGAGUCACCAGUCCGGUGGAUGGCAAGUCUCUAGAAGGAGUGUCCAGCGUCAAGAUCCAGCAAGACUCAGAGUUUGAGAUGGACGGCCGAAGCAUCAGGUGUACUGAGGUCUUCUAUCUGUUGAAGUCUUCAGACGUCUCUCUGUCUGCUGUCCUCACGUCAUCGGCUCAGUUUCAGAGAGAGAUCGCCACGGCCAGCUGCGCUGCUCUCUGUCCGCAUCUCUCUGUGCUCAUGGCCAAUGGAUUUAACUCUCUCGCUCUCCGGGUCUCCACCGACACAGACAUGGUUGAGUACCAGGCUGGCUCUGGUGGCCGCCUCCUGCCUCAGAAGUACAUGAAUGAUCUGGACGGGGCUCUAAUUCCUGUCAUCCACGGAGGAAGCUCCUGCGUCCCCCAUCAGGCCAUGGACAUGGAGUUUUUCUUCUUCAUCUCACUGAGCAUUUGAACUCUUGAGACUUACAAACUUUCCAGCCACAGGCACCCGUCAGACCAAUGAAUCACAGACAGAUAGACAGACUCCGUAUCUGAUCUCUGACAAGGUAUGGAGAGUUUGAUGCUUUUUAGAGGAAAAGGGGGCGAUCCCUGUAUUAGCGAUCCUUUAGAAUAAAGAAAAAGGUCUUGGAUCAGCAACAAAAAUAAAAAUGUGAGAACUACGCUGAAGUUUGCUUCUUCAGUCUUGUUUCCAGGGUCUGAUGCUGAUCAGUGAAUGUUAGUUUGAAUGCAAACAGAAUUGUUUAUGUAUGACUACAAUGUCAGAUAUACUGGUAAUUAUAAUUGUUACUUGAUUACACACACUGCAACUGAGAAUAUGAAGUGCUGUUUCUUCAAGUCUAUUUUAUUCUGUGCUGGAAUCUGUUUUUCCCAUCCAUCAUAAUUUACCAUAUGAAGUAGCUUCAUGUGGACUUAAGAAUCCAUAUGAACGUUUUAUGUACUAAUUAUUGUACUUUUUUUAAGUACUGCGUCUUCUGAUUAGUCAUUUUUCUCGAUCUGUAAAAUACACAGGAUGAAAUGCACCUAGGGUUGAUUGUUUAAAACAUGAAGAUGAAAUCAUCUGCUAAUUCGAUUAAGCUUUUAUUAAGCUUAAAUACUAUUUUUGGAGCAGACAGUUCAUGUGUUGAUUGAAAGUGAUAUUUUUAUAGGGCAUUGAAAUUAAAAAUUAUUAUACAUUCUGCUAUUAUAACCCCAAAAAACGUAAUGAAAUGCUUGUGAAAACAUUGUUUCAAACCAGAUAUUAUAUUUACCGGAAAAGUUCAGAGUAAAGGACGAUAGGAUGAUCUGAAUGAAAUGCUUUGCUUUAACAUUUAUAUAAUUAUUUUCACACUACUGCAUUAAUUAAACAAAAGCUCAUUUAUUGAGAUCUUUAAAUGGCUUUAUUUUACUAUUAUUUUAUUUUAGUGGACAAGCCCCAUCUGUUAACACUAUAAAUGUGUUGUUGGUGUGUCCAGCCAGGAAUUGAAGGAUCCUUAGAGCUUUAAAUGUUGGCCUGAUAUCAACACAUCUGAACACUUUCAAAGAUUUUUAAUAAAUCAAUAAAAAUGUCAACCCACAAUAAUGCGAAUCAACAAGGCUGACAAAUGUCCUCAAUAUACUCCAGGCAUUAAAAUAUCUUUAACUGUUUGACAGAUUGAAGAAUUAUGAAAUAUGCCGGAUGGCGUUUCUGAAUUAAGUAGCUAUUUUAUAAAUGCAAUAACCUUGAGUUCUUUCUCUAGGCUGUGAUCCUAUAAUUUUACCUUGAGCUUAAAAUGUACCUCAACCCUGCAAAACAAAGCUUUUUUUUUUCCCUCAAAUGAAUUCUGAUUAUAUUAAUGUCAAGUUUAUGAAAUCAUUACUUUUUAAAGGCUGCAGCUUAACAAAACCUAAAUUCAUUAACUUGCCAAAUGCACUUUUAUUGUGGUUCGUGAAAGCAAAUUACAGGGCGAGUGAUUGUUUCUUAUUUUUUCUUCAGUUUUUCUUCAUGGUGAUAAAACAGACCAUAAGCAGUGAUGAAUCUGUUUAUUUGAUACAUUGACUGGUAUAUUAAAAUAAUCUGAAGGCUUCUAUAAUUCUGUCACAAACCAAAUAUAAAUGUUCUUAAGAUACAAGUGAUUAUUGUGGAAGGAUUGAGCAUUUUAUAGACAUCUCAGAUCCUUAUUUGGGCUUUGUGGAAUAUUUUGGGAGUUAAAUUACUUUCUCACUGUUACUGAUCAAUUAAAUCAUCAGUAUUUUUAUGCUUUACAAAAAGCUGUUGAAAUGUACCAGUUUGCGUAAUGUAUAUCUAUUUAUUCAUGAAAACCAGAUUUAUUUGAUGAAUGAUCUGGUAUGGGACCUAAGGAUGUUCUUCAAAACAACAUUCAUUUCUAAUAUGUAUCUCAUGUAGAAUAAAACUUUUAUAAGUAUGCAAA